This is a messenger RNA of Manihot esculenta (cassava), 573 nucleotides long. RefSeq lists its product as uncharacterized. The transcript has 3 exons. Lineage: Eukaryota; Viridiplantae; Streptophyta; Magnoliopsida; Malpighiales; Euphorbiaceae. The record is from RefSeq and is a predicted model, not a curated record. Bases 29 to 409 code for a protein of 126 amino acids.
UCUCCAGUCUCGACACUGGGUGAGUAAAAUGGACGAGAAAGGGAGCCGCCGCGUUGAUGCGGACGGGAAUGUGAUCCCGGGGUGGUCGUGGUGGGCGUUGGCAAGCUGUACCCAAUUCGUGUGGGGCAUGUCAUCAUAUCGGAAAGGCUACGCCGGUGACUCUCGCCUAAUGCCUUUUAAAGCCUUCGCGGUCGCCUCUCUCUUUGUCGGCUCCGCUGCUUCCGCCUCAUUUGCUGCCCUUCAAGCCUCUGGCAUCCACAAGGUGGAGGACCUUGUGGAAAUGGGAGCUAAUUUGAGGACCGGACUUGGGAUACCUCCAAGGUCACGAGAAGAAAGAGCAAGGUCUCAAGGUUGCGGACACAGCUUUACUUGCAUUGAAGAAGCAGAUGGUUCUUUAUCGUCCAAGUGAAGAUGACAGUGGGGGCUUACUUCACAUGGAGUAUGCAGAUGGUUCUUUGCCAUUGGAAUGGCCAAGUGAAGAAGCAUCAAGAAUGUAGAGUGAUUUAGGUCUUUAUUUUAGUUGAAUGACACUUGAUUUUAACAUACACAGAAUACCAUGUUCAAAUUCUUCUA